Messenger RNA from Centruroides sculpturatus (bark scorpion), 3962 nucleotides. RefSeq lists its product as uncharacterized. Bases 490 to 3876 code for a protein of 1128 amino acids. The record is from RefSeq and is a predicted model, not a curated record. Gene Ontology annotation, molecular function: protein binding. The transcript has 28 exons. NCBI's taxonomy places the organism in Eukaryota, Metazoa, Arthropoda, Arachnida, Scorpiones, Buthidae.
CAGGGGAAAAAAUAAGUAAAACGCUAGACGGAAUUUUAAAGAACUGCGCUCUACCAAAUGGUAGUACUUAAGCUCUGUUAGCGAGAAAAAUAAUUCGGAUAAUUCGGGCUUUUUUUUAAAUUAUUAUUAUUCCGAGAAAAAGUUAUUCGAAGAUAAAUUUAGUUUCUACAUUAACAGAGGAAAUGACGUCACUCGAUGAAGGCGUCUGUAAUAACGGAAGUGGAUAACGUUGGUUAGUUUGUCUUCAGUUCAUUCUGUAUCGUCUCCAUGUCGUAGCCUUUCGUGACACGCUGCACCUGUAUUGUACGGGGUGUCACGAAAGUCGCGUGACGUCACGAGUUUUGGAGAUGUUCCAGCGCUAGUUAUCUACUGCUGGGCGAUACUUGACUCUCGCAGGCUAGUCCACCCUCUCUAGUCGCUUAAACUUUCUACAGCUGCACAAAUUUUGUUCACUCUCUUCCGAUUUUUUUUCUUUUUUUCUUUUUAAGAAUGGCAGUGAUUCAAAGUCGUUCGAUCGGGGUUCAGACCCAGAAUAUGUUUUUCUCUAGCGACAACUCGACUCAGACCACCAGUUUGAACGCCAUGUACAGUUUUGCAGAAAGUUUAAGCGAUUGGGUGAUAUCUGAAGCAUUUCGAUAUGGCAGGGAUGUCGAAAAAUUCGCUGCCUGCAUCGCUGAUUUCAUCUUGCUUCAAGUGUUUAUGGAGAAAUCGAUGAAUAACUUAACAUCAUACGUAGAAGAUUGUAUGAGAGCCGAUCGUCCAUACUGUUGCUUGAGAGCUGAACAUUUGGAGAAAACAUCGUCUAAUGCUCUGAAGAAUCUAAAUCAAGUUCUUUCUAAAUAUAAUACCUCUAAAACAGAUCAUCAUCCUUCAUGCAUCUUCAAACAUUUUGAAGAUUAUUCAGAAGAUUGGAAUUACUGCGAUGAUGAUGACGAUGAUGGUAAUCAGGAGAUUGUUUCAGCCAUUUCUAGCCCAGAUCCUCUUCAAAUUUUAGAAGAUGACAUCAUCAAAUGCCUGCAAAUUUUAACGGACGACGAAGAGGAAUUAUUUUCCGAAAUUUCUUAUCCUUCUCAUCAGCAUUUAAACCAAAGUUCCGAACUGGAUUCUGGAUUUCUUUCCUCCGAAGACAGUUUUUCUAUUGAUCAUAAAAUUAUCAAUAACAAGAAAUCUUAUUUGCCCAGUUUAAGUGAAAGUUUAGAAGAGAGUACGAACUUUUCUUGGCCCGAGUUUCAUAUUCCGCGACGAGAAGAAGAAAAAAAGAAGGGGGAUAGCGAUAGGCAGCAGUUUUUAAGGACUUUAUUAGUUCAGGAACUUAAAGAAAACAUAGAAGAAAGAAAAAAGAGAAACGAAGUUGUAGAAAUUUCUAAUGCUGCACCUGUUGGGCCUAUGUUCAAAGCACAAGCCACAAAAGCAAUAUGGAUGCCUGGUCAAUCUGCUUCUGCUAGAGAGUGUGAAAAUUUGUCUAGUCCUGUUAAAUCUGAAAAUAACUGUAUAUUUGCUCAAAAUGAGAAUGAUGUCUGUCAGAAUGUUUCUGUUAAUGAAAAUAGUGAAAAUUUUAACUCUAAAAGAUAUAAUGGUUUGUCAAAUAUGUCUGAUGUAGGUGAUAUGGAAAAGACCGGGAAAACAUUUUCGUUUAAUGUCGAUCCUUCGAAUGUUACUUACAAUAUUGAGUUAACUGAUAAACCACCUCCUAAAGAAGCUGUUAUUGUUGAUCAGAAAGUUACAAUUAAAGAUGGAAACAUUCAUCAAGAUACAUAUUAUGCAAUGCCUUAUGAUAAAGUUACAAGUACAAAAACAAUAAUUAAAGCACCAACAUAUGAAGGAAUUGGCCCCACUGAAGAUGGAGUUCCUAUUGGUUUACGGACGUCAAUUAAGAAAGAGUAUGGCAGUGAUUGGUAUAAGACAAUGUUCAGAUCUUUACACAAGUGUGAUAGUAAUGAAGGUUUGAAGUUUCAAAGUGAUGGUUAUAUGUCUGACCCAGAAUUGAACAGAAAAGAAAAGUCUUCAAGCAUAAAAAAUAAAAGUAAAACUCUAGUGACUAAUAAAGCAAAAGAAAAAUCUUUGAAAGAAGCAGAAAAACCAUCAUAUUCCUUUCCUGCUGCCAAAUCUACUAUCCAAACUUAUAAUCAUAAACCAUGGAUUAUAUCAGAUUAUGAACCUGGUUACUCUUCUAUAGCCAAUAAUGAAAAUUCAUAUACAAAUGCAAGAUAUCUUCCACCUUUGAUCACUCCACAACCAAAAUAUGUGUAUAAUGAUGGAUACGAUUCAGAUUCGACAUUAGUUCGUAAAACAGGAAAACAGCACACAUUAGAUCCUCAACAACAAAAACAGUGGUAUCAAAAUAUUCAGAAAGGUGGAGAAAUACCAUUACCAGGUCUUUGCAAACCUGCUCCACAAAAGCCUCAAGAACCAGUUGUUGGUCCACCGCCUCCUAUGCCUUCAAACUGGGAUGCUGAUAGUUAUUACAGAAUAUAUGCACCAAAACCAGAUGACUCUCAAAGAUACACAUCACCGUUACAUAGUCCAGUUCAAAAUGUCAAAAGACCUGAAAGUAGUAAACAUAAAUUGCAAGAUGAUUUUCUUACCAAGUUGGAUGAUGUAAUUUUAAAUAAAUGUGAAGAUAAUAUAAGGUAUAGAAAAUUCUCACAUUAUUACUAUUCAAAAAAGUCUUCAAGCAUAAAAAAUAAAAGUAAAACUCUAGUGACUAAUAAAGCAAAAGAAAAAUCUUUGAAAGAAGCAGAAAAACCAUCAUAUUCCUUUCCUGCUGCCAAAUCUACUAUCCAAACUUAUAAUCAUAAACCAUGGAUUAUAUCAGAUUAUGAACCUGGUUACUCUUCUAUAGCCAAUAAUGAAAAUUCAUAUAUUGUUACAGAUGACUCUCAAAGAUACACAUCACCGUUACAUAGUCCAGUUCAAAAUGUCAAAAGACCUGAAAGUAGUAAACAUAAAUUGCAAGAUGAUUUUCUUACCAAGUUGGAUGAUGUAAUUUUAAAUAAAUGUGAAGAUAAUAUAAGGCAGUCUCCAAGCAAAUCACCAAUUGGAAAUAGUUCACUUUCAUUACAAAAUGUACCUGUUUCUCCAAAUAAGGUUGUUAUUUUAUAUGAUUUUAUUGCACAAUCAUCAAGAGAACUCUCUUUGAAGAAAGGUGAUGUUGUUAAUAUUCAGAGGAGAAUAGAUAAAAACUGGUAUGAAGGAAAAAUUGAUGGAAAAACUGGCAUUUUUCCAGUCAGUUAUGCUGAGCCAGUUUCAUCAAAAUCUUCACAGAGGUUAUCAAAAAAAUACAUCAAAGGAUGGGCACGUGCAAAAUUUGAUUUUAUUGCCAAAAAUCAAGUUGAAUUGACUUUGUAUAAAGAUGAUAUGGUAUCUUUAAUAAGAGAGGUGGAUAGCAAUUGGUAUGAAGGAAAUAUGAAUGGAAAAACUGGAAUAUUUCCUAUUUCUUAUGUAGAGUUAGUUUCUGAAUCUGAAUAUUCUGCAAAACCAUCAAAACCAUUAAUGCCAUCUUCUACAUUAAGUCCUGAAAGAAAUGGGAGAAAUGAAGUAGAUAUAAACAGAAAUGAUAUUGAAGAUGCAGAAAUCAUAAAAAAUGAAAAGGCAUUUCCAGUUAAUGAAGUACUUCCAUCAAGGAACACUCUCACAAAAUUUAACUUUAUGGAAUCUGAAUAUAACAAUAACAGAGUUUCACCUUAUCAAGCCUUAUAUGCCUACAAGCCACAAAAUGAUGAUGAACUGGAGUUAAAAGAGGGGGAUGUAGUAUAUGUUGUAGAGAAAUGUGAUGAUGGAUGGUUUGUGGGAACAUCUAUGCGUACUGGAUUAUUUGGAACUUUUCCUGGAAAUUAUAUAGAAAAAAUUUAUUUUUUAAUUGCAGGUAUUUUAUGAAAAACCUUGUAUGUUUGUAAGUCUCUCAAGAAAAUGCUUUUUGUAUAGUUUGUCUUUCAAUGUAAUAAAUAAAUUUUAAUUGUUUU